GUGGCUUGGUGGCGAACGUGUGACAGUUUGGCAGUGUGGCAGUAGGACACGGGACAGGAACUCCUUUAUUUGCAUGUAAAAUGAACUGUCAAACUGUGGCGCUAACUAAAGCGGCAAUGCGACGAGAACGCAUGAAAAACGACAGGACUAACGAUAAGAGGAAUAACAGCCAGCUGCAGGCAAAAGUGUUGGCUGGAGCAGCAGCAGCAGUCGCAAAAGCAUUGGCAGCGGUAGCGGGCACAACCACAGUCGCAAACCGAUCCAGUUAAUGGGUUGUAUAUUCGAUCGCUUAAGACAAAGCUUAAUCAUCUGGGUACUUAGCAACUACAGCUUUAAUUAAAGAACAACAGCAAUACAUUUGCACAAAACUAUCAUAGAACAAAAAUACCUGUAGAAAUCAUAAACGCAAACGCAAACAAUAAAAUCAAAAUGAGCGCUUACGAUUUGGCGAGAUUGGCGAUGCCAGCCCAUGGGCCACCAAGCAUAUUGGAACCGCUAGCACCUUCAUUCCGCUCAACGACCACAACGACGACAACAACUACGACAACCACCACGACCACGACAACUUUAGCGCCAUCUGUCUUCUUCACCGUUAUGCUGGACAAUGUCACAACGGUGAUUAUCUUAGAUAACGAAAUAGCACAAAAUCAAACGAAUGCCACAGGCUUUUUCGAACCCAAGGGACCACGCUACUCGGUCUCCUCAAUGGUGAUAAUGGGCAUAAUUGCCGCCAUACUCAGCAUACUCACUGUGGCGGGGAAUGUUAUGGUUAUGAUCUCAUUCAAAAUCGACAAACAACUUCAAACAAUCAGUAACUACUUUCUGUUCUCGCUGGCAAUCGCCGAUUUCGCCAUCGGACUCAUAUCAAUGCCACUUUUUGCGGUCACCACGAUUUUAGGCUAUUGGCCACUUGGUCCACAUAUCUGCGACACUUGGCUGGCACUGGACUAUUUGGCUUCGAAUGCCUCCGUAUUGAAUUUGCUAAUCAUCAGUUUUGAUAGAUAUUUUAGUGUCACCAGACCUUUGACAUAUCGCGCAAAACGUACCACCAAUCGAGCAGCGGUCAUGAUUGGCGCUGCUUGGGGCGUAAGUCUGCUGCUGUGGCCACCUUGGAUUUACAGUUGGCCAUAUAUUGAGGGUAAACGCACCGUACCGCAAUACGAGUGCUAUAUACAAUUUAUCGAAACCAAUCAGUACAUUACAUUUGGUACGGCGCUGGCCGCUUUCUAUUUUCCGGUGACGAUUAUGUGCUUUUUGUACUAUCGGAUUUGGCGGGAAACGAAGAAACGUCAAAAGGAUUUGCCCAAUUUGCAAGCUGGCAAAAAGGACUCUUCAAAGCGUUCGAACUCAAGCGAUGAGAACACCGCCGUUAAUCACACUGGCAUGUUGUCGUUUGCCCAUUUGGGUGCUGGUGAUCAUGACACUUGGAGGCGUCCAAGAUCUGAGUCCUCCGCCGAUGCUGAAAGCGUUUACAUGACAAAUAUGGUCAUCGACUCUAGUUACCAUGGUCUGCAUUCACGCAAAUCGAGUAUCAAGAGCACAAAUACCAUCAAAAAACCAUAUUCGUGCUUUGGCGGCAUCAAGGAAUGGUGCAUUGCGUGGUGGCAUUCAGGACGUGAAGAUUCCGAUGAUUUUCCUUAUGAGCUAGAGGAACCUUCAGAUUUUGGAUGCACUUCGAUGAGUGUGGUGCGCGACAACUACUCACUUGGCGGCAGUGGGUGUGGUGUACGUCCGCCGAGCAUAUUGCUACCCGAUGUCUCACCCACACCCCUACGCCCGCCCAUGACACCACUCACCCAAUUGCAGGAGAUCUCUUCCGCUUCGGGAGCGCGAGAUUCGCGUUCCCUACCUGGCAAUAAUCGCAUCGGUUCGCGUUCGGUAAGUCAAGAUUCAGUUUAUACAAUACUAAUACGGCUGCCCUCGGAUGGGGCCAGCGCUAGCAAUGGGCCAGAGGCGCCAUCAAUCAAAAUGAUACAUGAGGAUGUGUCACUACCAAUCAUAAGUGGACCACCAAGACGGCCACUUUCGUCGCGUGAUUCCGAAUACAGUUUACCAUUGGGACGGCGAAUGUCGCAUGCUGCACACGAUGUGCGCAUUCCACUCAAUGCGAAAAUCAUACCUAAACAAUUGGGCAAGAAUAUGCAUGCCACGUCGCGUGCUGCGGCCAAGAAGAAGAAAAAAUCACAAGAGAAGCGACAAGAGUCGAAGGCAGCGAAAACUUUAUCGGCCAUCUUACUAAGUUUCAUUAUCACAUGGACGCCAUACAAUAUACUGGUGCUAAUCAAACCACUCACCACAUGUUCCGAUUGCAUACCCAACGAAUUGUGGGAAUUUUUCUAUGCGCUUUGCUACAUUAACUCAACCAUAAAUCCGGUCUGUUAUGCACUCUGCAAUGCAUCCUUCCGCAGGACAUACAUACGCAUACUUACUUGCAAGUGGCACACACGCAAUAGGGAGGGCAUGACGCGAGGUGUGUACAACUGAGUGAGGCCUGCCGAGGGGACAAUGAUGCGCCGGCGGGAGGGCAAUGCGGGUCUCUUUGAAUUGAAGCAAAAUUCAAAAUUUAAAACAUAAUAGAAGUGAAUGUACGAAAUAUGAGUAAAAACUUGUGGCAAACUUGUGGGUGCGGGCAAAUGAAAUUGAGAAAAUAUUUAUUAAAGU
This is a messenger RNA of Anastrepha obliqua, 2661 nucleotides long. RefSeq names its product muscarinic acetylcholine receptor DM1 (gene mAChR-A). NCBI's taxonomy places the organism in Eukaryota, Metazoa, Arthropoda, Insecta, Diptera, Tephritidae. The transcript is spliced from 5 exons. Gene Ontology annotation, biological process: G protein-coupled receptor signaling pathway, coupled to cyclic nucleotide second messenger; adenylate cyclase-inhibiting G protein-coupled acetylcholine receptor signaling pathway; chemical synaptic transmission. Gene Ontology annotation, molecular function: G protein-coupled serotonin receptor activity; G protein-coupled acetylcholine receptor activity. The record is from RefSeq and is a predicted model, not a curated record. Gene Ontology annotation, cellular component: dendrite; plasma membrane; synapse. Bases 430 to 2484 code for a protein of 684 amino acids.